UUCUGCGUGUGUGUUUGGUAGUGCGGGAGAAAUUAAACUUACGAAACAUUACAAAAGAUAUACAUAUAGCUGUCCCUUGUUGUAACGGUCAGUUUCCCUAAAGCCUUCAACUAUGAUCGGUUGUAGAGCUAAACAUUUUCAGUCAUUGUCAAUUGUGUUGUUGAAAUAAUCUUUGUGAUGUACUGUGUCGUAUAAUGAUUCAGUAUUAAUAUUAGUGUUAUUUUGUUAAUUUAACACCAAGUCAAGUAAUUUCAACGAGUCGAUGGAACAAAAGGAUAGCUAAUGCUCCAAAACACCACUACAAAUAAAAAUUUAAAAUAAAAUGCAAAAAGAAAGAGAGCAAAUUAUAUAAAGUAGGUUAGAUGAUGCGCAUUGACGAUUGCAAAAAGUCACAUUUGUUUUUAUAUACACUUUUACACUACUUCGAGGUCAUUGGUCAAGAACAACGAUUAUUUACACCUUUUACAAAUUGAACAAAGAAAAAAUAAUAGCUUCGGUAGCUUUUGUUCAGACUAACAAUACGAAUUUUUUUAAAUUAGUAUGAUAAAUCUGGAAGAGACGCCAUGGAAAAGACGAAUCUUCAACCUAUUAUUACUUUUGGUAUUAACAACUAUUCUAGAUGGAAUUUCAGGAGCCGUUAUAAAUGACAGAGCAACGGAAAUCGAAAACACAAAUUGGACUCAACUAGCGGAUGAGAUUCUUUCAGAAGAAUUACUCAUAGCGAAACAAAAGUUUCGAGAUCGAUUGUCUCCAAUAUUGGCAUCGAGUGGUGUGACAAGAGAAUUACCACCAACUGCUGCACCUGAGAAUGAAAAGGUCGUUAUUGUUGACGUUAAUGGAAUGCCCGUUGAUCAAUUAGCAAAGGUAAAUUAUUCACGAAUGUUAUGGGACAUGGAAAAUACACAAUCAAGUGGUCAUUUUUCACUAUUUGUGGAUAAAGCAAUUAAAUUAUUAGACUUGCAACAAGUUAUGAUUGAAGUAGAAACUUCCGUAAUGUCAAAAGUAUCAUGUACAGCUUGCAAAGCUGGAGCUGGACUUUUACAAUAUUAUAUUAAACAUGGAAAAAGUGAUGAAGAUAUUAUGAAAAAUAUCUAUCGAUUUUGUGUAUCAUUACGCAUACAAAGUUCAAGAGUAUGUCAUGGAGUUACUCUGCUUUUUGGGGGAGAAGUAAUUCACGUUUUAAAACAAGUGAAUAUGGAGCCAGCUCAAAUAUGUAGUUUUGUAAUUGGUGAUGCAUGUGAUGAUGCAUAUAAUCCUCAACAUGAAUGGGAAGUAGCUUUUCCACCUGUAAAUAAACCGCCAAUUCAACCACCAAAUCCACCAAUUGAUAAUGCUCCUACGUUUAAAGUACUACAUAUUUCGGACACUCAUUAUGAUCCUUAUUAUCAUGAAGGUGCUAAUGCACAGUGUAAUGAGCCUUUGUGUUGUCGUUUAACAAAUGGACUAGCACAUGAACCAGGAGCAGCAGCUGGACGAUGGGGUGAUUAUAGAAAGUGUGAUACGCCAAAACGAACAGUGGACCAUAUGUUGAAUCAUAUUAAACAGACCCAUUCCGAUAUAGAUUAUAUUUUAUGGACAGGUGAUUUACCACCUCACGACAUUUGGAAUCAAACUCGAGAGGAAAAUUUGAAAAUUCUCAGAGAUACUGUUGUUCAAAUGGCUGAAACAUUCCCAGGAAUACCAAUAUUUCCAGCACUCGGAAACCACGAGUCGGCUCCAGUUAAUAGUUUUCCACCACCUUCGAGUACUCCUGACGAAGACAGUAGUAUUUCAUGGCUUUACAAUGAAUUAGAUAAACAAUGGAGACGUUGGUUACCCGCGGGCGUGUCUCAUACUGUUCGACGUGGUGCAUUUUAUUCAGUGCUAGUUCGUCCAGGAUUUCGUAUUAUUUCAGUAAACAUGAAUUACUGUAAUAACAAAAAUUGGUGGCUCUUGAUAAAUAGCACCGAUCCUGUUAGUGAAUUACAAUGGUUGGUGUAUGAACUCCAAGGAGCUGAAAUGAACGGAGAAAAAGUUCAUAUAAUCGGUCAUAUACCACCUGGUCAUUCUGAUUGUUUAAAAAUAUGGUCAAGAAAUUACUAUCACAUAAUCAAUCGUUAUGAAUCAACUAUAACGGCACAAUUUUUCGGACAUACGCAUUACGAUGAAUUUCAAUUGUUCUAUGACAUUUCAGACUUUAGUAGAGCAUUGAGUAUUGCUUAUGUCGGGCCUUCUGUCUCGCCUUAUUAUGAUUUAAAUCCAGGUUAUAGAAUAUAUUACGUUGAUGGAGAUCAUUCAGAAACAACAAGAUUAGUUGUUGAUCAUGAAAGUUGGGUGAUGAAUCUCAAGGAAGCUAAUCUUUAUGAUUAUCCUAUUUGGCGAAAAAUGUACAGUGCACGUCAGGCAUAUCAGAUGUCAUCAUUAUUACCGAAAGAUUGGGAUGCUUUUAUUGAUAAAAUGACGAAUGAGCCAUCGAACUUUGAUCUUUAUUACAAGCAUUAUUAUAAAAACUCACCUGUUAGACCAGCUUGUAACAAUGAUUGUCGGAAAAGAUUGCUUUGUGAUCUUCGUAGUGGUCGUAGUCAUGAUCGAAAAAUGUUAUGUCAAACUCUAGAAUCUCGAAUCGAUGGAAUAUCAACAAGUAGCUGGCGGGAAUGGAUAUACAAUGGUUUAAAAUUAUCAAUGUCAGUAGUAAUGGCGAUUCCACGAUUUGCAUACAAUUUGCCAAAAUACGUACUAGGUCUUGGCUGACAAGCUUGUAAUCUAUUUUCAAUUUACUAUGACCGCCAUAAUCAGUUUAAUCACCAUGAUGGCUAUAUAAAAAAAUUAUAAAUAGUGUACAUAUAAUUUAUAAUAUUUGUUGAUAUUUUUAGACAUAAACUAUUAGUUUUCUACGUUAAGAUCAUGUUGAUUGUUAUAAGAAUGAUGUAUUAUAUAGCAUUUU
Chelonus insularis is the source of this 2923-nucleotide messenger RNA. RefSeq names its product sphingomyelin phosphodiesterase-like. The transcript is spliced from 8 exons. NCBI's taxonomy places the organism in Eukaryota, Metazoa, Arthropoda, Insecta, Hymenoptera, Braconidae. Gene Ontology annotation, cellular component: lysosome. Gene Ontology annotation, molecular function: acid sphingomyelin phosphodiesterase activity. The record is from RefSeq and is a predicted model, not a curated record. Gene Ontology annotation, biological process: sphingomyelin catabolic process; ceramide biosynthetic process. Bases 541 to 2730 code for a protein of 729 amino acids.